Dichomitus squalens LYAD-421 SS1 is the source of this 1467-nucleotide messenger RNA. RefSeq lists its product as uncharacterized. The coding region runs from base 1 to 1467 and encodes 488 amino acids. Gene Ontology annotation, biological process: negative regulation of protein kinase activity; eisosome assembly; endocytosis. The transcript is spliced from 4 exons. Gene Ontology annotation, cellular component: eisosome filament; plasma membrane. NCBI's taxonomy places the organism in Eukaryota, Fungi, Basidiomycota, Agaricomycetes, Polyporales, Polyporaceae. Gene Ontology annotation, molecular function: lipid binding. The record is from RefSeq and is a predicted model, not a curated record.
AUGCAAGGCCUUUUCUCAUCGCUCGCAGACAAGGCCCAAUCGGCACUCAACCAGACACCCCUUGGCCGCACGACCUCCAACCAGAGCACACAGGGCGGUCAAUCCCCUGGCUCCAGUAUCCUCAAAUCACAUGCGUUCGAAAGCAUCCACCACCAACUUCGCAGCUUUCAGCAGCAAUACUCGAGCUCUGUGACCCCAGUACAAAAGAUCAUUACUACUCAGAAGGGUCUCGCGCUCGAUUUCGAUAGCGUGAGCCGCGAUGCCCAGGCCCACAGCAAGGAGCUAUACAUGUGGGGCCAGACUGAGACCGAGGAUCUCAAGGACGUGAGCGACCGUUUGGCCUGGUUGGCUUACAUUGAAGGCUCCCUGGCCGCUGCCCUCGCAAAGGAGAUCGAUGCCUCACGUGCCCCGAUCAAGGCGUUACGCGAUGCUGAGAAUAGCAUCAGUGGUAGGCGCAACAUCCGUGCGAGCUUCGAGAACCAGAUCGCUCGGAUCGAGCACGAUCAGCGCCAUGGCAUGGACCAGAAGCUUGCAGAGCUCAAGAGCCAGCUUCGCAAGGCGGAGGCUGACGAUGAGCCGCUCGAGAAGGAGAUUGAGUUGUUGAAGAGAAAGGCAUUGAGAGAAAGUGAAACAGCCAAGUGGAACGCUGUUCGGGAGUAUGCAGAGAAGCUCUCGCUGGUGGCCCAGGCUGCCACGGCGGCCAUUCCAGCGCUCCCUGACAUUCCUUCUUCAAAGGAGCGGCCCUACACCGGAGCGCAGCUCACCGCUUCAGUACGAGCCACCCUGCAGCAAGCGCUCGACCACUGGACAGUUGGUGACACUAAACUCAAGCUUCGGGAUCCAUCUGCGGCCGACCUCAACAGGUCAGAUACCCGCAGCUUCGGCGUGACCCACGCCCAAGAGCUUGCUCGCAUUAACUCUGCUGAUCCUCAUGCGAAGAGCAACAUUCCAGUUACGCCGCCUGCUACCAGCGAACACCCCCCUCAAGCACCAUCGCAUAACGCAAACGCCCCCAACCCAUCUUCCGUCCCCACUGCAUCUCCUCAACCAACAGUGCCUCCGGUCGCCGCGGGUUCCGAGUCAAAGGCCACGCCACCUCCCACGACCUCGCCUCCCCUGAACCCUGCCAAUCUCAACCAAACACCUGCGCCCAUUCCCGCGAGAAUUUCUCCUCCCUCUGUUGUGUCGCCAGACCCUGCCGAACCCGCUGUGAAGGUCCCGAUUGUCACACCGACCGUUGCGGAAACGGGUGUUCCACAGUCAGCCGGCCCCGAGGGUCCCGGCCCCGCUAGUGGCUCUUUAAAGGACAUAAAGCAUUCUUCCCCCAUUCUCAGCCCCAUAAGCGGCACCGCCGUUGCGACGGGUGAUCUCUCGGGAUAUGGCGGUGCAGCCGCAGGAGUCUUGCAGCCCGAGAGCGCGGAGGAAGAGAAACGGAGGCUCGAGCGCAGCAGCAUAGGCGCCCCAUGA